Molecule: messenger RNA, 2279 nt
Organism: Brachypodium distachyon (stiff brome)
Lineage: Eukaryota; Viridiplantae; Streptophyta; Magnoliopsida; Poales; Poaceae
Product: formin-B
Exons: 5
Coding region: 368-1828 (486 amino acids)
Source: RefSeq, a predicted model, not a curated record
CUCGCAGUCGCAGGUGGUUCGAAAGGGAGGUGUCACUGACGCCCGAUGCCCAAACCAAAUGUAUAUACUCGCAAAAGUUGCACAUGGAUGGAUUGAGCACAAUCGAAGCUAGAAUACUCCCAGUUCAAAAUCCCCCGCAUACUUGGCACGGACCUCAAGCAAAAAACAAGAGGAUAAAGCCAAGAGGCGAAGAGAGGAGGAAAAAAAAACCCUACUUAACCGACAGUCUCACCGGCCGGAGUUAGAAGCGGGCCGUGAGUCCUCCCCGCGCCGCCGGCUGCCUCACGGGGAAGCGGGUGGUUUCGGCGCGUACGGCAGCGGUGUGGAGCUGGGGAUCUCGGGCCGAGCGGAGUCAGAUGCGCUCGGAAUGGGAAAGCCCGUCGAUGUCGAGCUCGGCGGCGCGGGAGGCCUCGCGAUCGCCGGCGGCGGAGGAGGAGGAGGGUGGCGGGGAGUGGCCGGCGCGAUCGGCCGGUCCGUCUCGUUCCGGUGCGUUUUCGUGCUCAUGCUCGCUGCGGGGGUCCUCGUCUCGGCGCUGUUCCUCCUCGUGCCCUCCCGCCCCGGGGGGUAUCUCUCCGACGACCCCGACGUGCUUGCCGCUGAAAUCCAGGUUGGUUUCACGUUGGAAAAGCCAGUGCCAUUCCUCGCUGCCCACAUGGAUAGAAUAGGGCGCGAUAUAUUUGAAGAGAUUGGUGUACCUAAUAGCAAGGUUUCCAUUGUUUCGUUGCACUCUUUAGCUUCUAAGUACUCUACGCGUGUGGUUUUUGGCGUUCUUCCUUAUCCAAAAGAUGCUCCAAUAAGUUUGCCGGCCCUUAGUGUACUGAGAUCAUCCUUAAUAGAGAUGAUGUUGCAGCAGCUGAAUCUAACCUUGACACCAUCACUUUUUGGGCAUCCAUCUUCCAUCGAGCUGUUGAGAUUCCCUGGAGGAAUUACUGUUGUUCCUGUGCAAUCUGGUUCUAUAUGGGCAAGCACAGACCCACUCUUCAACUUUGUGCUGAACAACUCCAUUUAUCAGAUCUUGGGUAAUCUUAUGGAGCUAAAAGAUCAGUUGAAACUUGGAUUGAACUUGAGAUCUGACGAGAGAAUAUAUUUGCAGUUCAGGAAUGAGAUUGGUUCUUCAGUUGAAGCCCCAGCAACUAUUGAGGCAUCGGUGUUAGACGGGAGUAGCAUUCUCUUACCAUAUAGAUUGAAGCAACUAGCCCAGCUAAUCAAAGAACCCGAUUCAGGGAACCUUGGACUUAAUCACUCUGUAUUUGGUAAAGUAAAAGGAGUUCAGCUGUCAUCAUACCUACAACACUCGAUCUCUGAUUUAUCUCCUACUCCGUCUCCCUCACCAUCUCCGUCCUCGUCUCCAUCACCUUCAGCAAGUUUACCACCAUCUUUGUCGCCAUCUGGGGGCGUCCCCUACCCUGCAUCACCAACUUCAAGUCUCCCUCCUCGCGCUUCGCCCCCUUCAGCAAAUAGACACCCUUGCUUUGGAUGUUCACAUUGUAACCGCUUUCCUCCAGCUGGCAGUUCAAUGGUAAAACCACCAUGCUUUGGUAGAGACCCUAAGCCGCCUCCAUCUGCCAUUCCACCCCCUCCAGUUCAUGAACCACACAUUCCUCCAGCAUUUCCACCCAUUCCUGGUCAUGUAGAUCCUCCCCGUCCCUUGCCAUCUCCCAAUAAUGUACCAAAUGUGGCCCCUGGACCAACUUAUCAAAUGAUGCCAAUACGUGCACCCUCAGUCCCUAAUUUUCGACACCCAAUGCCUCCACAGAAGAAACGAAGUAGCAGAACAACCAAGUCUCCACCAAUCGCUCCAUCUCCAUACUCUCUCCUCCAUUCCUGAACUGAUGCUUGGAUUGCUUCAAAUGUUUGUCGUGCGUCAUCCAGAAUGCAACAAGGUUACUAUGGUUUCGAUUUUGCUGCUUUGAACUUCAUAUAGCAAAGGCAGGUUUUGUUUAUCAGUAACUUUUAACUGUAUGGUGAAACCUGGAGCAUGUGAGGCGGAAGAUAACUGUAGAUAUAGGUCUAUAUUAUGCUGAUUUACUGGGCUUUGUGUCACGAAGGUGGCUGCCCUACGCCUUUUACCAAAUUGUAAGGUCUGACCAAAGGGUUGGGGCUUAUGGUAGAGGAGAAUGUGUUACUACCCGUACCUGUAACAUAUUGAGCAUAAUGUAAUACGACACAUCUUUGCUGUGGCAUUUCUUGUCGUGUGUGUGACUGUGUGUGCACGCUGAGAGGUUCUUUUAGCUCAUAAUGUAGCAAAGCUCGGCCAACUACCGAAAUUUGUUCACGAA